Penicilliopsis zonata CBS 506.65 is the source of this 2798-nucleotide messenger RNA. RefSeq lists its product as hypothetical. Gene Ontology annotation, cellular component: cell division site; cytoplasm; division septum. The transcript has 5 exons. Gene Ontology annotation, biological process: small GTPase-mediated signal transduction; cytoskeleton organization. Gene Ontology annotation, molecular function: GTPase activator activity. NCBI's taxonomy places the organism in Eukaryota, Fungi, Ascomycota, Eurotiomycetes, Eurotiales, Aspergillaceae. Bases 24 to 2759 code for a protein of 911 amino acids. The record is from RefSeq and is a predicted model, not a curated record.
AAAAAAAAAAAAAGGGAAAGAAAAUGCCCGGCUUCGCAGAUUCGUUCUGGACGCCUGACUACGCGACCGGUCUGGGCGUGCUGUAUGGUAAGCUGCAGCAGGGGGUCGUGGAGAACAAGCAGAUCCUCACGAUCGCCGCGGUGCGCGCGGAUGCGGAAGAGGUGUACGGGCUGAGGCUGGGGGAUAUUGCACCGGCAGUGGAUCGGAUGACAACGGGGUUUACCAAGGAUGAUGGCGCGAGCAUUCGAAAGGCGUAUGAAGGUGUCCGGACAGAAAUGGUCGAGGCGUCCAAGAAGCACCAGAAGAUCGCAUCGAAUAUUCGUGAGCUGGUGGUGAGCCCGUUCAGUCGCUGGUGCGACCAGCACGAGGCGCGGAUCCAGAACUCGCACGAUGACCUGCAGGCGCGGAUCAAGGAGCACACGAAACAGGUGGAUCUGACCAAGAAGCUGCGCAGCCACUACUUCAACAAGUGCCGGGUUGUGGAGGAUCUGGAGGAGGAGAACAAGUUGGCCUUCCAGAGCCCCGAGACGAGCCCCAAGGUCCACUCGACGCCCAAGAUCGUCCUGCCCGAGCCGGUGCAAGAGGAGGGCGAGGAAGAGGAGCCUGUCGAGAUUGGCGAUUACUGCUACGCCCCGGAGGAGCUGAAGAAACUGCUCAUCCACAUGCUGGACAACAUCAAGAUGCGCGAGGUCAAGGUCCCCAUCAUCGGCACCUACCAGAACACCUCCACCGGCGCCGACAUCGUCGAGUACACGCAGAAGCACAUGAAUGCCUCCAGCGUCAGUUACGCCGAGCGCAUCGGCCAGGAUCUCGUCGACUCGGGCUUCCUGCGCCUGGUCGGAAACAUGGGCAGCACCUUCGCCAACAGCUCCAAGAUGAACUACCAGUGGCGGCCCAGGGUCUUCCAGUUGUCCGGCAUCCCCGAGAAGAAGAAGCCGCUGAUGCGUGUCACUUCCAUGGCCUCCAGCGAGGAUGGCAACGAGUCACCCAUCUCCUCCGUCUCCGAAAUCCUGGCCGGCUGGAACCCGCUCAACAAUCCGUACCCGAACGAGACCCCCGCCGACAAGUUGCGCCGCGAAUCCCGCGAGGCCGAUGACCGCUACAAGGCCGCCGUCAAGAAGCUUGAUUUCAUCCGCUGCAAGCUCGAGGAGGAGAUCAUCGAGAACCUCCGCUUCAUGGAGCAGUGUGAGCUCGACCGCCUCAAGGCCAUCAAGGCCGUCGUCCUCGACUUCUCGGGCGCCAUUAGCAACGUCAUCCCCAGUCUUCAGAGCACCGUCGACCAUAUGAUGCUCUACCAAGAGACCAUCCAGCCCUUGGGAGAUCUGCGCUAUCUCCUUGAAAACUACCGCACCGGCGGCUUUGUACCUCGUGUACAGCCGUACGAGAACUACUACGGCUCUGUUGAGGAACAGAACUUUGGUGUGGACAUCGAGGCCAGAGCCCGGGCUGACCGCAAGCGCGUCCCGAUUCUUGUCACGACGAUGUUGACGUUCUUGGACAAUCACUAUCCUGAGCUUGAAGGGGACGAGGCCCGACGUGCAAUCUGGCUGUACGACGUUCCCCUGGCAGCCACCCAUCGGCUUCGCCAUGCUUUGAACAACAGCAAGGUCGAAUACCGUGAAGUGCUUGAAAAAUUUGAGAUACCCGUUAUUGCUAGCGUUUUGAAACUGUACUUUCUUGAGUUACCAGAUUCUCUUGUUUCUUCGCAGGUGUAUGAGAUUGUCAAGACCAUAUAUUCCACGACCGCCCAUGAAACUACGGAAGAAGGCCGGAUCAAGGUCCUGCAGAGCACCCUGGGCCAGCUGCGCCUGAACAACAUUGCCACGCUUGAUGCGAUCAUGACCCAUUUCACACGCUUGAUUGAUUUGACCUCCGCCGACGAGGAGUACGUCGCCGGUCUGGCGCAGAACCUGGCGCCCUGCAUACUCCGGCCGCGGGUGGAGAGCAGCCUGACGAUGAAUGAGCGACACAGCUACCGGCUCAUCCGCGAUCUGUUCGCGCACAAGGACGAGAUCUUCGGCGAGCUCAAGCGCCAGUCCACCUCACUCGGCCUGGCUCCCGUGGCCAACAACCGCCCGCGCGCCAUCAGCACCGACGAGAGCAACCGACGUGCCGCCAUGGAGGCCCGCAACCGCGCCAUCAUGGACCGCAGCCGCGCCAACAGCCCGGCGCCGCCUCGCAAGCACCGCCGCGACCGCUCCAGCGGUCCCUCCGAGGCCGGCCGCUUCCCAAUCCUCGUCAGCAGCCCAAGGACCGCCGGCACGGUCAUCCGCAACAGCCUAGAAGUCCCCGGCGGCAGCGGCGUCAGCAGCACUGAAACCCCUUCCUCGUCCACCAACACCUCCGCCACUCCCAGCGCCGCCGAGCAGUCUGCCCCCGCCGCGGCUGAUCCCGCUGUGCAGGCCGAGUCCGUUCCGGAUCGCUCGUCAACCGACUCCCCCGGCUCGGUGACCAGCAACGGCAGCACGGCCACGCCCCCUCCCCUGGGCGACGCCCUGGACGAGUCCCCCGUCUUCACAGCCACGCCAGCCCCGCCCAUCAACGACACAGUCGAGACCCUCGUCGAGAAACGCAACUCACUCACCCGCUCCGGCGCCCGCAUGCCUCGCAAGCCCGGCAUGGGGAGCAGGUCCGGCUUCCCUGUCAUCCCUAGCACGCCGGCGUCAUCCGCCCUGGCCGGCACGAACAGUAACCGCAACAGCUUGGCGGAGAGUGAACCCAAGGGUGUGACCCUGGAAGACAAGCCCAUGGACGAUUAAAUGAUAUUCCUUUUCUUUCCCCCCCCCCCUCUUUCUUCA